Messenger RNA from Galeopterus variegatus (Sunda flying lemur), 2687 nucleotides. RefSeq names its product mutL homolog 1 (gene MLH1). Gene Ontology annotation, molecular function: mismatched DNA binding; ATP binding; ATP-dependent DNA damage sensor activity. Gene Ontology annotation, biological process: mismatch repair. NCBI's taxonomy places the organism in Eukaryota, Metazoa, Chordata, Mammalia, Dermoptera, Cynocephalidae. Gene Ontology annotation, cellular component: MutLalpha complex. The transcript is spliced from 20 exons. The coding region runs from base 198 to 2471 and encodes 757 amino acids. The record is from RefSeq and is a predicted model, not a curated record.
GAAAAGACACAGGAAACCACGGACUUAAGAAACUUGACUGGCAUUCAGGUUGUCCAAUCAAUGGCUGCCGCUGGAGGGUGAGGCAGAAUGGCGUGUGCCGAGUUGAAGGAAAGACGUAAGCAGGAGGCACGGAAGUGAUUGGCUGAAGGCACUUCCGGCGAGCGCCUAAACGUGACCUGCUCUCCUCUGGCGCCAAAAUGUCGCUUGUGGCGGGGGUUAUUCGGCGGCUCGACGAGACAGUGGUGAACCGUAUCGCGGCAGGGGAAGUUAUUCAGCGGCCGGCUAAUGCCAUCAAAGAGAUGAUUGAGAACUGUUUAGAUGCAAAAUCCACUAGUGUUCAAGUGGUUGUUAAAGAGGGAGGCCUGAAGUUGAUUCAGAUCCAAGACAAUGGCACUGGAAUCAGGAAAGAAGAUCUGGAUAUUGUGUGUGAGAGGUUCACUACAAGUAAAUUGCAGUCCUUUGAGGAUUUAACCAGUAUUUCUACCUAUGGCUUUCGGGGUGAGGCUUUAGCCAGCAUAAGCCAUGUGGCUCAUGUUACUAUUACAACCAAAACAGCUGAUGGAAAGUGCGCAUACAGAGCAAGUUACUCAGAUGGAAAACUGAAAGCUCCUCCUAAACCAUGUGCAGGCAAUCAAGGGACCCAGAUCACGGUGGAAGACCUUUUUUACAACAUAGCCACAAGGAGGAAAGCUUUAAAAAAUCCAAGUGAAGAGUAUGGGAAAAUUUUGGAAGUUGUUGGCAGAUAUUCAAUCCACAAUUCAGGCAUUAGUUUCUCAGUUAAAAAACAAGGCGAGACAGUAGCUGACAUUAGAACUCUACCUGGUGCCACAACUGUGGACAAUAUUCGCUCUAUCUUUGGAAAUGCUGUUAGUCGAGAACUGAUAGAAGUUGGUUGUGAGGAUAAAACCCUAGCCUUCAAAAUGAAUGGCUACGUAUCCAAUGCAAACUACUCAGUGAAGAAGUGCAUCUUCUUACUCUUCAUCAACCAUCGUCUGGUAGAAUCGACUUCCUUGAGAAAAGCCAUAGAAACGGUGUAUGCAGCAUAUUUGCCCAAAAACACACACCCAUUCCUGUACCUCAGUUUAGAAAUUAGCCCCCAGAAUGUGGAUGUCAAUGUGCACCCCACAAAGCAUGAAGUUCACUUCCUGCAUGAGGAGAGUAUCCUCGAGCGGGUGCAGCAGCAUGUUGAGAGCAAGCUCCUUGGCUCCAACUCCUCCAGGAUGUACUUCACCCAGACUUUGCUACCAGGACUUGCUGGCCCCUCUGGAGAGGUGGUUAAAUCCACAACAGAUCUGACCUCAUCUACUUCUGGAAGUGGCAACAAGGUCUAUGCCCAACAGAUGGUCCGUACAGAUUCCCGGGAACAGAAGCUUGAUGCAUUUCUACAACCUCUGAGCAAGCCCCUAUCUAGUCAGCCCCAGGCCAUUGUGCCAGAGGAUAAGACAGAUGGUUCUAGUGGCAGGGCCAGGCAGCAAGAUGAGGAGAUGCUUGAACUCCCAGCCCCUGCUGAAGUGGCUGCCAAGUGUCAGAGCAUGGAGGGGGAUGCAACAACGGAGACUUCAGAAAUAUCCGAGAAGAGAGGACCCACUUCCAACCCAGGCAACCCCAGAAAGAGACAUCUGGAAGACUCUGACAUCGAAAUGGUGGAAGAUGAUUCCCGAAAGGAAAUGACAGCAGCUUGUACCCCCCGGAGAAGGAUCAUUAACCUCACCAGUGUCUUGAGUCUCCAGGAAGAAAUUAAUGAGCAGGGACAUGAGACUCUCAGGGAGAUGCUGCAUAACCACUCCUUUGUGGGCUGUGUGAAUCCACAGUGGGCCUUGGCACAGCAUCAGACCAAGUUAUACCUUGUCAACACCACCAAACUUAGUGAAGAGCUGUUCUACCAGAUACUCAUUUAUGAUUUUGCCAAUUUUGGUGUUCUGAGGUUAUCGGAGCCAGCACCUCUCUUCGACCUUGCCAUGCUUGCCUUAGAUAGUCCCGAGAGCGGCUGGACAGAGGAAGAUGGUCCCAAAGAAGGACUUGCUGAAUACAUUGUUGAAUUUCUGAAGAAGAAGGCUGAAAUGCUUGCUGACUAUUUCUCUUUGGAAAUUGAUGAGAAAGGGAACCUGAUUGGAUUACCCCUUCUAAUUGACAACUAUGUGCCCCCUUUGGAGGGACUGCCUAUCUUCAUUCUUCGACUAGCCACAGAGGUGAAUUGGGAUGAAGAAAAGGAAUGUUUUGAAAGCCUCAGUAAAGAAUGUGCUAUGUUUUACUCCGUCCGGAAGCAGUACAUAUCUGAGGAGUCCACCCUCUCAAGCCAGCAGAGUGAGGUGCCUGGCUCCACUUCAAACUCCUGGAAGUGGACUGUGGAACACAUUGUCUAUAAAGCCUUCCGCUCACACCUUCUGCCUCCUAAACGUUUCACAGAAGAUGGAAAUAUCCUGCAACUUGCUAACCUGCCCGAUCUAUACAAGGUCUUUGAGAGGUGUUAAAUAUGGUCAUUUAUGGAUUCUGAGGGUGGAUCUUAAUCACAGUUUGCUACAGAGAAAGGUCACAAGAUAACUUUAAGACAAUAAAGGGAUGGUUUGAAUCUGAUAAACCUGAUUCCGGGAAAUAGAAGCACGAGUUGAUCACAUAAGACGUGCUGACCUCUAAAAAAGUUUCCUCCCUGCUUUUUUGGACUAUUGAUUUAAGCUUGCUGAUACAAU